UCCCGAUUUCUCCUUCUCCUCCUCCUUCCACAGUGCAAUUAUGCUGUCCCUAUGUGGAGCGGCCGAAGGACAAAUGGUGCAGCAGCCUUGGGGGGCCUCGGACUCCUUCCCCUUACACCUUCUUCUUCAUCUUGCAUCCCAUCCUCUCCCUUGGCCUUAAGCUGAGGUAGCUGACCGCUUCCCGACAAUAUCCCAGGGCAAACUGCUGUCCAUCCAUCCAUCCACCCAUCCAUCCUGUGGCUGCCUUCAUCCCUCCCUCUUCUUCCCAUCUGUCUCCAUCCUUCUUUCUUCCUCUCAUUCUCUAUCUCUUUCUCCUUUUCCUCCCUCCCCCCACACCUCCUCCUCCCCCUCCCAUCUCUGCUGCCACCACCAUCAUCCUCCAAAGCUAUGGCUGCAGAAAAGAUCUUGGAGACCCUGGAUCACUAUAAAUCGGAGAUUGAGCGGUUAACCAAAGAGCUGACUGAGACCACCCAUGAAAAGAUACAGGCAGCUGAAUAUGGGCUGGUGGUCUUGGAAGAGAAGCUGACCCUUAAACAGCAGUACGAUGAGCUGGAAACCGAAUAUGAUGUCCUCAAACAGGAGCUGGAGCAGCUGAGAGAGGCAUUUGGACACUCAUUCUCAGUCCACCGUAAAGUAGCUGAAGAUGGUGAGACCAGGGAAGAGACGCUCCUUCAGGAGUCGGCAUCCAAGGAAGCUUAUUACCUUGGGAAGAUUUUGGAAAUGCAGAACGAGCUGAAGCAAAGUAGAACUGUGGUUACCAACGUCCAAGCGGAGAAUGAACGACUGACAGCAAUUUUGCAGGACUUGAAAGAGAACAAUGAAAUGGCAGAGCUGCAGAGAAUUAGGAUGAAAGAUGAAAUCCGAGAGUAUAAAUUUAGGGAGGCGCGGCUUCUUCAGGAUUAUACUGAACUUGAAGAAGAAAACAUUACUUUGCAAAAGCUGGUUUCUACACUGAAGCAGAAUCAGGUUGAAUAUGAAGGCUUGAAACAUGAGAUAAAACGAUUUGAGGAAGAGACGGUGUUGCUUAAUAGUCAGCUAGAAGACGCCAUCCGGUUGAAGGAGAUCGCAGAACAUCAGCUAGAGGAGGCCUUGGAGACGUUAAAGAAUGAAAGGGAGCAGAAGAACAAUCUGAGGAAGGAACUGUCUCAGUAUAUCAAUUUAAAUGAUAGCAUGUAUAAUAAUCACAUUAAUAUCUCAGUAGACGGAUUAAAGUUUGGAGAAGAUGGGAAUGAACCUAAUAAUGAUGACAAGAUGAAUGGACAUAUUCAUGGACCUCACAUGAAACUGAAUGGGGAUUUUCGGACUCCCAGCGUUAGGAAAGGAGAAUCUUUGCACCCGGUCUCUGAUCUCUUCAGUGAGCUGAACAUCUCUGAAAUGCAGAAACUGAAGCAGCAGCUCAUGCAGGUGGAACGUGAGAAAGCUAUUCUGCUGGGUAAUCUUCAGGAAUCUCAAACCCAGCUGGAGCACACCAAAGGGGCCCUCACCGAGCAGCACGAACGGGUCCAUAGGCUCACUGAACACGUCAACGCAAUGAGGGGUCUGCAAAGCCACAAAGAGCUGAAAGAAGUUGACUUUGAGAAAGGCCGAGAUUCUGGGGAAGAAACCCAUGAUUAUGAAGUGGACAUCAAUGGCUUAGAGAUCCUAGAGUGUAAAUACAAGGUAGCUGUUACUGAGGUGAUUGACCUCAAAGCCGAAAUCAAAGCCUUAAAAGAGAAGUACAAUAAAUGUGUUGAAAACUACACCGAGGAAAAGGACAAGUACGAGAGCAAGAUCCAAAUCUAUGACGAGCAGGUCUCCAGCUUGGAAAAGUCAACAAAGGAAAGCCACGAGAAGAUGGUACAGAUGGAAAAGGAACUGCAAAGGAUUACAGGCGUUGCCAACGAGAACCAUAAUACCCUCAAUGCCGCUCAGGAUGAGCUGGUGACUUUCAGCGAAGAGCUGGCUCAACUCUAUCAUCAUGUCUGUCUCUGUAACAAUGAGACUCCGAAUAGGGUUAUGUUGGAUUAUUACAGGCAAAGUCGAGUUACUAGAAGUGGGAGCUUGAAGGGACCUGACGAUCCACGAGGACUCCUAUCUCCACGCCUUGCCAGGAGAGGAACGGCACUCCCGGUAGAAAUCAGGGUGCCAACUGAACAGGGUUCAAAAGAGAGCACAGAAGCCAACAAAGAGCCAAGUCCAACAAAGACCCCCACCAUUUCUCCUGUCAUUACAGCCCCUCCUUCCUCCCCGGUUUCUGACACCAGUGACAUUCGGAAAGAGCCCAUGAAUAUUUACAACCUCAAUGCCAUAAUACGGGACCAAAUCAAGCACUUGCAGAAAGCGGUAGAUCGGUCACUGCAGCUGUCCCGGCAGCGUGCAGCGGCCCGUGAACUGGCACCUAUGAUUGAUAAGGACAAGGAGGCUUUGAUGGAAGAAAUAAUGAAAUUAAAGUCCCUGCUGAGUACGAAACGGGAACAGAUAGCAACCCUCAGGGCAGUGUUGAAAGCCAACAAGCAGACAGCAGAAGUGGCCCUGGCGAACCUGAAGAAUAAAUAUGAGAAUGAGAAAGCCAUGGUAACAGACACGAUGACUAAACUGCGCAACGAAUUAAAAGCUUUGAAAGAAGAUGCAGCAACCUUCUCAUCCUUGAGGGCCAUGUUUGCAACCAGGUGUGAUGAAUAUGUCACCCAGUUGGAUGAGAUGCAGAGGCAAUUGGCAGCUGCAGAGGAUGAGAGAAAGACCUUAGAUUCUUUGCUGCGGAUGGCUAUCCAGCAAAAACUCGCCCUGACUCAACGCUUGGAAGACUUAGAAUUUGAUCACGAGCAGUCCCGGCGGAGCAAAGGCAAAUUUGGGAAAACCAAGAUCGGCAGCCCUAAAGUAAGUGAGGAGGCAUCAGCCACCGUGUCAACCAUAGACACUUUCCUCCUGCAUAGUCAGGGCCCACAACCACCAAACAUACUGGUCAGCAGUGGCACCCAGAGGAAAAGACAAUUCUCACCUUCCCCUUGUGAUCAGAGCCAUUCCAGGACUUCAGGGACCUAUCUACUGCCUUUAUUAAGAACCCCCCCAGAUCACACCUCCACAGAGUCAUUUCUUCUGAGGGGCCCCAUUUCCAUGAAUGAAUCCUUCCAUGGGCACCGUCUCAGCAAGGAAAAAAGGUUAACCGUAGCCAUCCCAGUCGUGGCUCCAGUGGAACGUUUCCAAGUACAGGACAUCUCUCCUGAGGAACACUUGAGAGCCAUUUUGAUGGAUUUGGCAUCUAGGCCCAAAACAUGUUACCAAAAACAAGAUUGUCAGCAGCCUGCUGCCUCACUACCGCCACACGGCUCACAACUAACCAGGAGGCAACGCUGUCAGACUGUCAGUCCUGAUGUAGCUCUUCCAGAAGAACAGCCACAUUCCAGCUCUCAAUAUACCCCUCCUGUCAGCUGUCUACUUAAGCCUCCUCCUUAACAUCGUGCUUCAUAUGCAACCUAAGAGUUUGGGGGGAAAUCUCACCACAUGGACUGAAUUGGAGUUUUUACAGCAAAGGAACAGUUUGUAUCGAGCAUGACUGCCUUGUUGCUGCUGCUGAGUCCAGACACCAUCUACAGUCUUAACAAAGGAAGGCAUGUGGAGACGCUUUAAAGCACAGUGCCCAGACUGCUAAAAAAUUCUUCAAAGUUCCUCUGUGUGCAUCAUCCGAUCAAAACUACACAACGGAAGUCAGACUUGUUCCUUCCAAUUGUUUGGCUAGGACUAUUAAUGUGCCGGGAACCUAGACUCCUACCGAAGCAAAGCAAAGAAAGUAUGCUACCAAUCUUAUUUUGCCCAUUCAGCUCAAGCUACUGACUCCAUAUUUCUUUCUGUGGUUUAAAUGGCAUUUUAUAUAUAUAUUUUUUUCCUGACAUAUUUGCACCAAAAAGUAUGGUUAUUAGAAAUGAUGCGUGGAUGGGUUGUUCCACUUUUUUUUUAAAGUAAUACAGAGAUAAUUUACACUGAGAUUUUUUUUUUGGUUCAGUUAGGAUUUGUUUUAAUUUUUUUUAAAUUUAAAAAUGUAUAUGUAUUUUAUUUGGAGAUAGCUCGCCUUGGGCAAAAUGCAGUUGGUGUUUUGUUUGUUUUAUUGCACAACAUUGUAGAAGAUACAUUGAAAUGAAUGUGUACUGGGGGGGGGAUUGCAGAGGAAGUUGGGUGUGCCAAAAUUGCAUCAAAAUAAAUAGGCACACAGUGAAGCACUUAAAUUGCAUUGAUUUCAAGAGAAUUCUGGCAUGCCUGAUUUUCUUUGAACUGUGUCUUUUGACUGGUACUACAGAACUCUGCUGCACUGGUAUUGUUUACAUAGUUGUUUUAUACAAUACUGUAUUAGCUGCUGGUUCCUUUAUACCUUCAACCUGAUUAAGCCUGAAAAAGGGUUUUAUUGAAUAAUAUAUGCAUAAUUAUUUCCUUGUGCUUAUUUUUCUGUUUCAGGGUAUUCUUUGUUUUAAGGAUCUUUUCCCUUUUUUUUUCUGGGCAAUCUAAUGACUUGGUGCUUUUUUUCAGUUUUACUGUUUGGUAUCCAGACCAAAAAAAAAAUAUUCAAAUGAACUUGAAGUAAACAUACUGCAUUUUAUGAUAAUUGAAAAAAAUGCAGGAUACGUUUCACUUUACUCCCAAAUCCAGUAUUAUCAGACUAGGGCCUUCCUUUGGUAAAACCAAGUGGUGAUGGGAUAUCAGAUGAUUAAAAUUAGUGCAUUUGGUGGGGAAUUAAGCAAAAGAAGAGGGACUGGUAUCUUGGAUUGAAGAACAUAGAUUUAGAUUCUUGUUUUAAGGGAUUGCCUAAACUGUCAGCAGUUUUUAUUCUAGCCCAUUCCAUAACAAAUAACUCAGGUCAGGAUACACAGGUUGUUCCUGCAUUGCUUGGCAUUCUUCGUUUAAUAAUUUUCCCAAUAAAUUUGAGAAAUGCUGAGUAUGAAAGAAAAUGAAGGAUAAUUACAUUAUUUUGCACAACUCUCAGAAGCAAGAGGGCUUACUUGCAAGAUUUCAAGUUAUUAUUUUGGCUUUCCACUGGGUCUCUCAGUUAUACUGUUAACCAAUUUCUCCUGUUAGUGGAAUUCUUAUUCUGAGUCAGCUAGCCUUAAUACAUUACAAUGAAGAAAAGUUGAGUAGAUCCAGGUCCCUUGGUCCCAUCUCUACGGUGGUGAUAUGAACUACAAGACAGAAAUUGUAAUAUAUCUGGGGAAAUUAUCCAUUCUGAAAGAUAUCAGAUCAUGAAAUGACCCUUCUUAGAAUAAAUACCAAAAAGAGGAAAGAAGGAAGGGGAGGGGUGUCCUCAGCCAAGGAAACUAUGAAGUUUAAGUGGUCAUCUUUGUGCCUAAUAGUAAAUAUCAUUGAAAAACAAGGUGCUAAAAACAGGACAAGCCUAAUCAGCAAUUGAUGUCAUGUGGAGCAGUUGACGUUUUGCCAAGACAGUGGUUUAAGUUACCAAUGAAAUCCACAAACUUGAAAACAACCCCCGGGUCCUACUGACAAUUAGUGCGGUAGGAAAUUGAUUAGAUGGAAAUACAUUGAGUUUAAAUGACCUCUAUGUGACAGUCCAAAUCAUAUAUAGCUCUGUUGCUAGAACUGUAGGAGCUAAUGGCUCUCGUUUAAUGUGUUUCCACGUUGCUUAUCUUGUGCUACACUGAACAUUUAAAUGCUUCACUUCAUAUCUAGCAAGGGAAUAUUUCAGCAGCUCCUAAGGUUGCUGUUGCCAACUUUACAUUGGGUUACAUUGACCGCUCGCCAUCAAGCAGAAGUUUCUGGCUGAAUUGUGUAUUCCUCAAGAGUGCCAGGAACUUCAACCAUUCAUCUCACUUUAACAGUCAUUCUAAACUCAAUGGUGGUGUUUUUGAACUGGUGGGAUCUCCAUUCAGGAGCAGAAGUUGCAGCUAAUAUUGAUGAACAAUGAAAAGAGUCCUAUGAAGGUUUUGCUUGUGGAUAAUGCAAAUUAAUUGAUGCAUAUUGUUUUGCAAGAGAGAAGCACAUGAUUUCUUAGCCAGUGAAAUCAAAAGGCCUUAAAAGUGCUUAGAAAUGAUUGGAUCAUACCUUCAUUUUGAUUUGUAUUCUAUUAACAAAUGGUUUCAAAUGACCUAAUGUAUACCUCAGAAUAUCUGUUAGAUCAAACUGUCUGUGUAACUGAGCUAUGGCUAUAUAGGUCUUACAACAUAUGCUAUGCUACAGUGGCAAAUCUCAUUCUUGCCAUUUUUGGUACUAAUUUUGCAAAAAAAAAAUAAUUAAAUAAUUUCAGGCUGCAGUCCUAUGAAUGCUGACUUCGGGAAAAGUUGUGCUGAAAAGUAAAAAAAAACAAUAAUGGAAUUGCUUGGACAUAAAUUUCACUUACAGCUGUAUUGAUUGUGGGCUCAUACCUGAGUAACUGUGCUAAAAUUUCAGGUUCUUUUUUUUAAUAGAGGUUAUAUACUUCAUAGCUGGAAACAACACCUCUAUUAUCUUCAUGAAAUGUCCACAGUAUUCAAAAUACUGAAAUAUACAGUAUAGUCAGCCAUGUCUCCCAAGCCUUUCUUUUUUUAAAUUUUGGUGGAUAAUUUUUAACAUUUGAAUAUCAAAAGCAUGGGUCUAGUCCAGACACGGACAAGCAUGCAUUUUCCCAUUUAAAUCUAAAAACAGAUGAAAAAGACUAUACACAAUAUGAAGAGUGAUGAGGGGAGAGAGUCUGUUAUGUAUUUUGCACAUAUGUGCACACGUUUAAAUUGGCUUAGCUGGACAUGGAAACAUCCAACAUCAAUCUUCACGUGGAAGAUGUGGAUUUUUGUAUAGCUUCACUUUUUUUCCUGUCUGUAGCAGUGGUGAAUUCAUGUAUUAAAAAAAAGAAACAUCCAGAUUUUUACUCCUAUGUCAAGCGAUGAGUUGCUCAAAACUCAAGAUCUAGAAAUUCCUCAAACUAAAUGAGAAAAAUGACAGAAUAUUACAAAGAAAAUAAUGGUAUUCAGAAGGCCUUUUAGUAAAAAAAUAAUCAUAAUUAUUCAUUCUUUGGAAGGAACCUUUUAGCAAUGAAAAAAUCCAAAAGGGAAUAUUUUCUAAACACGAUUAUACUCUACCCAACUUUUUUUUUUUUUGCUUAAUUGAAUUUUACUGGAAUUAAUAACAUAGGACUAAGCCUAACUGCACAACUGGAGAAGAGUUAAUCUUUUAUUGUUAGGGUCUAAUAUCAGUAAAGCCAAUAAAGCCUCAAGUUGUUAUCUAAUCUCUAACAAAGGUACAUAUGAUUCUGAAAUUGGUUCUUUUAUUUCAUGAUUUGUACAGCUAUUCCAUUUUAAAUUAUUUUUCCUUCGUUAUGAAAAAUUUGUUUUAAUAUUCCAAGUGCUGAGAUGCUACAUUAAAAGCACAGUGAUUCCCCUCCUUAUAUCUUGUCUUAAAAAUCGUGUUUCGUUUUUCAGCUUUUUCUCCAGUUUUCUAUCUGUUAAAGCUAAACGAGACAGAGUAUUCAGAAAUUUUCUGGAAUUUUACUUUUUUUUUUUAAUAAUCCUAUGUGUAAAAUUUAAAAAAAGCAAUUAAUUGCAUUGGCCUCAGGGCAGAAUGCAUCUGAAUAUGCAAUAUAAUAAAAAGCUUGCAUGACAUAAUUUCAUGUACCCUUUUCAAUCAUCUAUAAGCUAGAGGAUUUUUAUUUCAUGAAGAUUCCUCUUUCCCUUUGGAAAUGCAAGGCCAGUAUAACUUCGUCAAGAGCCAUAUUACCCAAGACGUCCAUCUAUUUUAAUUUCCCUUGUACAGCUCUUGAAAAUCCUCUCUGUUAAAUUUGAAGGCAACAUGGUGAUAACUGACAACAUAGAAAUGGGGGGGGGGAGAUGUGUAUUACUGUGAUUGUUAUGUUAAUUUGCUAUAAGACUCUGGAUGUAUAGGGGCCUUGUUUUUCAGAUAGCAUCUUUACCUGAAAAUAUAUCUGCUGCUCAUUAUUAUGAGGUGGUGCGAUGGCUCAGCAAUUAGGACACUGGGCUUGUCAACUGGAAAGCCCAGGUUCGAGACCCAAGCAUCGUGCGAUGGGGUGAGCUCCCAUCUUCGCCUAGCUCCUGCCUACCUAGCAGUUCGAAAGCAUGCAAAUGCAAGUAGGUAAAUAGGUACCACUUUGGUGGGGAGGAAAUAAUGCUCUGCGACGACAUGCUAGCUACAUGACCAUAGAAAUGUCUUUGGACAGCACUGGGUCAACAGCCCUUGAAAUGGAGAUGAGCACCAGCCCCUAUAGUCAGUUAUGACUAGCGGAGCAAAGUCCGCAGGGACUCCUUUCCUUUCCACUAUUAUGCACUAAAAAACAGCAGUGGCAAUUUUUAUAUUUUGCAGCAUAAAUAAUUUGUUUUGUUGACACUUUGACUUCAUUGUUAAAACUGUUUUGAAAUUUGUCACAAGUGUUUGAUACAACUGGAAAAUUCUGCUAACCAGCUAUGUGAGUUUGGUGAGGGGGAGAAAUAAAAAUAAUCUAGCUUUUAAAAAUUUAUUCAUGGAUAUGGCUUUGUGUACCAUACCUCUGAAUAAAUACAAGUGCACCUCACUAGUUUUGGAUCUUGCGUUUCAAACCUUUUGGUUUGUUAAAGGAUUAAUUCAUCUGAUCCUUUGUUCAAAAUACUUUAAAUCCUGAUGUUUUGUGACUUUUGUAAUCUCUGAAUGUUUCCCUUUGCAUGAAUGUUUCCUUAACUAAUCAACCACACACAAAAAAAUAUGUCUUGUGUUAUAUUCCAAAUGGUUUUGAAAUGCUGGUGAAGUUUGUGUUAAACAUGAUUGUAUACUUACAUCUGCCUGCUGUAAAGGUUGGCUAUUUCUAAACGGAACUGAAACUGUUAUAAAAUUUUGAGGUUGAAUGAUUAUUUCUAGAUGGUGAAGAAAAUAGAUGUGCUCAAUGAUUUAAAGACUGAAUGUUAGGAAUUCUUGUGUUGCAACCACUGGUUUUAAGGGAAAUAUAUUACUACCGUAAUUCUCAAUUCCAGAACCAUGUGCUUAUGAAACCUCUAAAAUAAUUACCAUGUUAAACCCUCUUCCAUUUUAGUCUUUAUAUCUCUAGACAAUCCUAGAUGAAUUGUUCUGAGAGGCAGUCAUAUGCUUGUACAUGUUUGAUAUAAUUCAGCUUGACCAGUUGGAAAUUAAGACACUCCAGAACAGAAUAAAUUAAAUUAGGAGCUUAUAUAUGAUUCUUACUUACAUCAUUAUGUCCAAUUAAAAUUAUGAUGUAAUGCAUAAUUAUC
Messenger RNA from Ahaetulla prasina, 9161 nucleotides. RefSeq names its product BICD cargo adaptor 1 (gene BICD1). Gene Ontology annotation, biological process: positive regulation of receptor-mediated endocytosis; protein localization to organelle; microtubule anchoring at microtubule organizing center. Bases 388 to 3432 code for a protein of 1014 amino acids. Lineage: Eukaryota; Metazoa; Chordata; Lepidosauria; Squamata; Colubridae. The transcript is spliced from 11 exons. Gene Ontology annotation, cellular component: cytosol; Golgi apparatus. The record is from RefSeq and is a predicted model, not a curated record. Gene Ontology annotation, molecular function: dynein intermediate chain binding; dynein complex binding; dynactin binding.